GCUCGUUAACUACUUUUUAAAUGGGGAUGACAACGGCCAGUAUGGGCCUUCAAAGGCUGAGUCUCUCACCCACCAAAAUCCAAAUCAAAGACCCGAAACACUGGAAUUCCGUUAUCAAACACCAAGCGAAUCUCAAAAAUGACCAAGCGAUUCUCUCUGCAUAUACCCAAAUGGAGUCCUUAGGUGUGCUACCCAAUAACACCACCUUGCCUCUCGUCUUGAAGGCGUGUGCGGCGCAGAAUGCCGUUGAGAGAGGAAAGAGCAUUCAUCGUAGUAUUCAGGGUACGGAUUUGAUGGAUGAUGUUCGAGUUGGGACUGCUGUGGUUGAUUUUUUUUGUAAAUGUGGGUUUGUUGAAGAUGCGCGGUGCGUGUUUGAUGCAAUGUCUGACAGAGAUGUGGUUUUGUGGAAUGCGAUGGUAUAUGGGUAUGUAGGGUGGGGUUGCUAUGAGGAAGCGAUGUUGUUGGUUAGGGAGAUGGGGAGGGAGAAUCUGAGGCCCAAUUCACGGACGAUGGUUGCUUUGCUUUUGGCCUGUGAGGGGGCAUCAGAAUUGAGACUUGGAAGGGGGGUACACGGAUAUUGUUUGAGGAAUGGAAUGUUCGACUCGAAUCCCCAUGUUGCUACUGCUCUGAUUGGAUUUUAUUUGAGAUUUGACAUGAGGGUUUUACCUCUUUUGUUUGAUUUGAUGGUUGUGAGGAACAUUGUGAGUUGGAAUGCUAUGAUCUCUGGGUACUAUGAUGUUGGGGAUUACUUCAAGGCUUUGGAGCUUUUUGUGCAGAUGCUUGUAGAUGAGGUUAAGUUUGAUUGUGUUACAAUGUUGGUUGCUGUUCAGGCUUGUGCAGAAUUAGGGUCUCUUAAAUUGGGCAAGCAAAUCCAUCAAUUGGCUAUUAAAUUUGAAUUUGUUGAAGACUUGUAUAUCUUAAAUGCAUUGCUUAAUAUGUAUAGUAAUAAUGGAAGUUUGGAAUCUUCACAUCAGCUGUUUGAGUCCGUUCCUAACCGUGAUGCUCCUUUGUGGAAUUCUAUGAUAUCUGCAUAUGCUGCGUUUGGUUGCCAUGAGGAAGCUAUGGAUUUAUUUAUUAGAAUGCAAUCAGAAGGUGUCAAAAAAGAUGAAAGAACUGUUGUUAUUAUGUUGUCUAUGUGUGAAGAAUUAGCUAGUGGCUUGCUGAAGGGAAAAAGCUUACAUGCUCAUGUGAUUAAGAGUGGCAUGAGGAUAGAUGCUUCUCUUGGAAAUGCCUUGUUAAGUAUGUACACGGAGCUAAAUUGUGUUGAAUCUGUCCAAAUGAUUUUUGAUCGGAUGAAAGGUGUAGACAUAAUCUCAUGGAACACUAUGAUCUUAGCAUUGGCCCGCAACACGUUGAGGGCCCAAGCAUGUGAGCUCUUUGAGAGGAUGCGAGAAUCUGAAAUCAAGCCUAACUCUUACACAAUAAUAUCUAUUCUUGCUGCUUGUGAAGAUGUAACUUGUCUAGACUUUGGCAGAUCGAUCCAUGGUUAUGUGAUGAAACACCAUAUUGAAAUUAAUCAACCACUGCGUACUGCACUCGCAGAUAUGUAUAUGAAUUGUGGUGAUGAGGCAACAGCUAGGGAUUUAUUUGAGGGCUGUCCUGACAGAGAUUUAAUUUCAUGGAAUGCUAUGAUUGCCAGUUACGUUAAAAACAAUCAAGCCCACAAAGCUCUGCUACUUUUCCACUGUAUGAUUUCAGAAGCAGAACCAAAUUCAGUCACAAUCAUAAAUGUUCUCUCGUCAUUUACCCAUCUGGCCACUCUUCCUCAAGGCCAAAGUUUACACGCCUAUGUAACACGGAGGGGAUUCUCUUUAGGUCUUGAUUUGUCCCUUGCAAAUGCUUUUAUAACAAUGUAUGCAAGAUGUGGUAGUUUGCAGAGUGCUGAAAAUAUCUUUAAAACCUUACCAAAGCGAAACAUCAUCUCAUGGAAUGCCAUGAUAGCUGGCUAUGGUAUGAAUGGUCGUGGAUCUGAUGCUAUGCUUGCCUUCUCACAAAUGCUAGAAGAUGGUUUCAGACCAAAUGGGGUGACUUUUGUGUCUGUUCUGUCUGCUUGCAGUCAUUCUGGUUUCAUAGAGAUGGGAUUGCAGCUUUUCCACUCCAUGGUUCAGGAUUUUAAUGUUACCCCUGAACUUGUUCACUAUUCUUGUAUAGUUGAUCUGCUUGCUCGUGGGGGCUGCAUAGAUGAAGCUAGAGAGUUUAUUGAUUCAAUGCCCGUUGAACCAGAUGCAUCUGUGUGGAGAGCUCUUCUCAGUUCUUGUCGAGCUUAUUCUGAUGCCAAACAAGCUAAAACCAUCUUUGAAAAACUUGACAAAUUAGAACCAAUGAAUGCAGGAAAUUAUGUUUUGCUAUCUAAUGUCUAUGCUACUGCAGGCCUUUGGUUAGAGGUCAGAAGAAUUAGAACAUGGCUGAAAGAAAAGGGUCUAAGAAAGCCUCCAGGAAUCAGUUGGAUCAUUGUUAAAAAUCAGGUUCACUGUUUUAGUGCUGGAGAUAGAUCACACCCUCAGUCUGACAAAAUUUAUGCAAAGUUGAGUAUUUUGUUGUCAUCCAUGAGAGAAACUGGUUAUGAUCCUGAUCUUCGGUGGGUUUUCCAUGAAGAAGACGAUUAGGUGAGGAGUCUGAGGCUCGUGAAGCAUAAUGAGAAGUUCCACUACUUUGGUCUGAGAGGGGCCCCAAUCUUGAUGUGAUGAACCUUAGGUUUCUGUACAUGCAUCUUUAAAAUUUUCAGGAGGGAAUAGUUCUUUAAGGGAGGGAAACUAUCUCCAUCUUUUCAUCAAUGGUGUGGGUUCAUGCUAGGAUUAUUGAUGAGGAGUAAUUCUGGAGAGCUGGUACUUCCGGGAUUUUUCUAGCAGAAGGAAAAAUCUUACAAGAUUAUUAAGUUUAUAAAAGAUUGGGCAGACCAUUGUGUAUCAACCUGCAACACAACGAAAGAGAGGCCAACAAUCGCCUCAGGAGGUUGCAAGGUCAUUGACUCGAUUUGAAUAUAUAUUAAAACCAGUAGGCACGCUCAAUUAUGAUCCCUGUGAUUAUUUUUUGCACUCAGAACUUAAUUUACAAAAUAUGGUACUUAGGUUGCUUGUGUUUUUCAUUGUUAUAUCUCUUACCACAUAUUAUCUUUCUAGUUGCUUGAUCAAAGAUAUUGUGCAUCACCAAUACAUAUACUACUACUAUAGUCUCAUCAUUACCUAUUUGUAGUGAACAAUAUAUACAUACACACUCUUUUGGAUAAAAAGGAGAAGUAUAUUCAAUGUCUUGGUAUAGUUGAAGAUACAUGUUUGUACAAUAAGUUUCAAUAUAUAGUGAUGAAAAGUUGCUACAUACAGCUUGCAGAUAGGGAGAUGGUGUGGCACUUGAAAGCUGGGGAUAACAAGACUGGAAGUGGAACAAGAUACCUUAAAACCUAGAGGUUUUUAAUCAAGUUGAAGCUUCUCAAUUGCAGAAUUCUGCAGCAACAAACCCAAAACCUAGAAGCUAACAGAAAAAAUGCUCCUGACUCAGGUGGAAGCAGCAUCAUUCUCUUCCUAACCUAACAGAGCCCUCAAAAGAAGAAUGUUCUUCCAUUGUGUAACCUAAACAAGAAAGCAACCAAUCAAACCAGAUAGGCUUUUGUUGCUAUCCCACUUGCUAAAAUGGACCACAACCAGGUAACAGACUGAUCAUGUAUUUCCUCUCCCUUUCAUCAUGUUUACUCCAAAUGUUGUCAUGGAUUGUCUGUGUGGUUGGGUUUGGUUUUUGGGUUUCUUUCUAUCAUCCAUGGAGAUGGAUUGCAGUUUGCAGCAAAGCUAUUGACAAGUGACAUGACUCUCCACCUUGUCAUCUUGUGAACAAGGUUUUAAACAAGGCAUCUUCAUCAGUUGCUUAUGGAGUUCAAAACACAACCCUAGUUAAAGUUUGACAAAGCUUUGCCUUUGAGAGAGGGGCAUUGGUGGGGUUGCCUCUAUACACCUCUGUGAAUUAAAAAUAAAAAAUUUCAAGUCAUUUUAAUUGUCUUCUUCCAUAUUUCCUGAUGGAACUGGGCAGGCACAUUGACCAUCUCAACAUGAUGCUGAGUUGAAUGAUAAUCCCUUUCUUUUUCUUUGAUGCA
Molecule: messenger RNA, 4081 nt
Organism: Vitis riparia (riverbank grape)
Lineage: Eukaryota; Viridiplantae; Streptophyta; Magnoliopsida; Vitales; Vitaceae
Product: pentatricopeptide repeat-containing protein At2g33680-like
Exons: 3
Coding region: 21-2606 (861 amino acids)
Biological process (GO): RNA modification
Molecular function (GO): RNA binding; protein binding
Source: RefSeq, a predicted model, not a curated record